AUGGGACAUAAUCAUGACAUAUCACCUGACAACUAUACAGACAAUCGCAACUACACAUUUCCUGACACGGUCAUCUUUAACGUGUCUUUUGACGACACCUACGACUACAGCUAUGACCACUUCCUGCCCUCCUCUGGCUCCUGCGAUGCCCUGUGUCUCUGCAUCCUGGUACUCUGCAUCAUCACCUCCAUCCUGGGCGUCUUGGGAAACGGCCUCGUCAUCGGGAUCCUCGUUCUGAGGACAAAGCGCUCGGUCAACUCCUCCUGGUACUUCAGCCUGGCGGUGUCGGACCUCUUGCUCUGCGUCACACUUCCUUUCAACUGUGCGUACUGGAUCGCUGGAGAGUGGCAUUUUGGGGAUGUGAUGUGUAAGUUCAUCAACCUGGCCAUGCCUUUAAACAUGUACAGCAGCAUAUUCCUUCUGGUCGUCAUCAGUGUCGACCGCUGCAUGUGUGUUAUGUUGCCCGUGUGGUCUCAGAACCACCGCACUCUGGGUGGCUCCUCCGUCGUCAUCGUAACCGCCUGGAUUCUCUCUAGUGCCUUGUCUGUUCACAACCUCGUCUUUUAUUCCACAGAUAUAAGAUAUGAUGUUCAUGAUAGGAUGGAUGUGAUUGUUUGUGGUCAGUAUGGCACAGACGCACAGAAGCAAACCAUCGUUGCAGUUGGUUUCAUAUUUGGACUUGCUCUUCCUUUGGUCGUUAUAGUCAUUUGCUAUGCCAUCAUUAUGCGGAAGCUGAGAGUCAACCGUAUGACGAGGUCUCCCAAACCAUUCAGAGUCAUGACGGCAGUUAUAAUCACAUUUGUCAUCUCCUGGCUGCCCUAUCAAAUCUUUCGUAUGCUGGCCGCCAACCAGGUUCCCAAUAUUGAAAGGGGGAUCGUCAUGUCCACCAUCCUGGCCUACGCCAACAGUCUCAUGAACCCCGUCUUGUACUCCCUGAUGGGCCAAGACUUCAGACAUGGCUGCUGCAUCUGCAGCGGCUCCCUGUGUGCACGGAUGGAGAACGCCUUGCAGCAGGAGGACCAGGCUACGAAAACAGGGCCUAUUUCUACAUCAGCAGAUCAAACCAAUUCUGUUUAA
This is a messenger RNA of Engraulis encrasicolus (European anchovy), 1077 nucleotides long. Its product is annotated as formyl peptide receptor-related sequence 4-like. The transcript has a single exon. Gene Ontology annotation, molecular function: complement receptor activity; G protein-coupled receptor activity. Gene Ontology annotation, cellular component: plasma membrane. Bases 1 to 1077 code for a protein of 358 amino acids. Gene Ontology annotation, biological process: positive regulation of cytosolic calcium ion concentration; phospholipase C-activating G protein-coupled receptor signaling pathway; complement receptor mediated signaling pathway. Lineage: Eukaryota; Metazoa; Chordata; Actinopteri; Clupeiformes; Engraulidae. The record is from RefSeq and is a predicted model, not a curated record.